Blumeria graminis f. sp. triticale is the source of this 111-nucleotide messenger RNA. NCBI's taxonomy places the organism in Eukaryota, Fungi, Ascomycota, Leotiomycetes, Helotiales, Erysiphaceae. The record is from the annotation of a GenBank genome assembly.
AUGGCCCCAAGCGCCUGCUUAGCUUCAAAGAGCAUGACCCAGAUGCCUCUCCAUGGAGCUCACGAUACUCUCGCGCAUGGGAAGAAGCCUCCAGCAGCAGACAGAGCUUAA